GAGGAGCAACAGUUAAGGGGGGAGGUAGGCAGAGGCAUCAGAGAAGCUCUCUGCCCCACUUACCACAACCACACUCUCCCUCCUCACCCUCAACCCAUCUUCUCAGAGUUCCCCUCCCUGGAGCUGAAGGCGCGACCUGAUGCUGGAGCGCGGGUGAAGGCGCGUGCAGAGCUUUCACAACAGAUGGGAUAAAAGUUGAGGCAUCUGCAGGAUCCGCUGGGUGCGUCGGACCUCGGCUGCGCUCCGUUCCUGCCUUUCAGGUUCGUGUUUGUGCAAAGACGGCGCUGUGAACGGGAGCCGGGACCACGGGAGUCCCGUGAAGGGAGCCGCAUGCCGUUCUGGGGGCUCCUCUUGUUUUUCCCUUUUUGAAUGGAUCGUCCCGAGGGCCAUGAAGCACACGCUGACUUCCAGAGCAAAGCUGAUGUUGAUCCGUGGAACCUAAAGGAGCGAAUAUGAUAAAAGAAUAAUUCAGCCUGGACCUGGAUCAAGUCAGGACACCUCCCCUACUUGCAGGCACAGGGAGUUGUGAUGCUUUUCAAGGGCGCAAGCAGGAAUCCUGGAAUCAGUCCUCGCCUGUGAUGAUGAUGAUGAAGAUGAUGAUGAUAAUGAUGAUGAUGAUGAUGAUGGACUUACCUCAGCCAGCACUUGCCUGUGGAGGUCAGCUGAAGACGACGCCACGCAGCUAAGUCUGGAUUAGCCGGCCCGAACGCCGUCCCCAGGCCUCCUGAUGCUCACCUAGGAGGAAAAAGCCCAGCGAGGCCUCGCUACGGCUCCCCGACGCUGCCGUCUGCCCGCGGCCACACAGUAGAGUUUCAAUGCUCCUCCACGCUCUAAGAUGAAGUUAUGGAAAAGUACUACUUUCGCCUUCGUGCUCUGUGGUGCAGCCCUGUCCGUCCUCCUCCUUAGACACACGGGCACCGUGGGACCGUUUAAAGCCAAGACCAGGCGUUCGCACGCGACCUCUGAACCGCCCGCCGCCGCCGCCACCAGCUCGGCGCCGCGGCUGACGCUCCAUCGCAGGACCCGCUCCGCCGACGACAUGAGCUCGCUGCUGUCAGAGUUUUCCAUGAUGUUCCAGAGCUUCACGGAGGGCGAGCUGCAGCGCGUGCUGGAGACGCUGCUCGACAGGAGGCGCCGCCGGAGCCGGCGCCUGGAGGAGAACCCGGGCCGGAGGACUAAGCGCGCCCGGCGGCCCAAGCCCUGCUCGCUGCGGGAGCUGGAGCUGACGGUGAGCGAGCUGGGCCUCGGCUACGACAGCGACGAGACCGUGAUGCUGCGCUACUGCAGCGGCAAAUGCGCGGCGCAGCGGCACAACUACGACAUCGCCAUGCAGCACAUGGCGCGGGCGGGUUUCAGGAAGCGCGGGCGCAAGGACAAGGUGAGCAACGGGCCCUGCUGCCGGCCCACGGCCUUCGAGAAGGACUUCUCCUUCCUGGACAACCGCAGCCGCUACCACACCAUACACAACGUGUCGGCCAAGCACUGUGGCUGCGUAUGACCCGAGGAACGGACCGCAGCCGACCGGUGACGCGGGGACCGGACGGACCUGGACUGUCGGUCUGUCAGCGAGGAAGGCGCUGAAUGUAACGGACAGAGAGCGACGCGUUCGCGACCGGGAGAGUUUUUUAUUCCUUUUUCUAUCUGUGUAGUAACACUGUAAACUGUGUAGCGACAGGUUUGUGGUGUUACAUUUAGUAGCGAUAGAACGACGGUGAUGAUGAUGAAGAUGCUGAUGAUGAGGAUGGUGGUGAGCCUCGGUGGACUAGACGGUUGCUGUUACUACACUUAGAUCUUCGUGUCGUAGUAGUUUACAUGAUGUCAGCGUCGCCCUUUCAGCCUCUCAGACGCUUGAAAUGGGUUUUAAAGCCAUAAAGAUAAUAACGAAUGUUUACUUCCUGUUCUUCAGGCCAGUCAGGACCAGCGGCCCGUCGUCCACAGGGGCUGCGGGCUUGAGGUGUGCUGAAUAAUCCAGUUCAUGUUACUGAUUGCAGUGUUAUUACACAGGUGAACGUGUUAUUGAUAAGAAUUUGACGAUAGCUCCAGGUUUGAUUUUAAUAAUCGUGUCUUGUAUAUUAAUGUUGUCUAGAUUAACAACAGGGACCUACUUCAAACGACAUAAAUACUCUCACUUAGCAAUGGAACACUUUGACGAAUGUCUCCCAUCUGCUCUCCAUAAAAGCGUCAUCACACUCCAAGAAAUUGACAUUUAAAGUAUUUUUAAUAAUUUUUCCCCCCAAACACGCCCCCGUUGUAAUUAGCCAUAAUCAUCUGGAAUGAUUCUCUCCAAAGCGUUGCCAAAACACAGCCGUUCAGUUCAACGAGCGCAGCGGUCGGCGACCUGAGGCAAACCCAGACCCAUAAACACCUCGCGGCUCGGGUUCCAGGUGACAGAACCUCUGUGAUGAACGUUUACAUGUAAGCUGUUAGCUGGGACUCAAGUGUGAAAGAGAAGAAUGGCUUUAGAGCUCAUUAGCGCUGUGUGUUUUUUACUCGCCGACACAAAAUUAAGCGUGAAGUAGAGUCAGGAUCUGGAAACGUGUCUGCACCCAUCCAUAAAACCCUGGUACUCACUCAUUCUAAAGGCCACAGUUCUGCGCUUUCCCACGUGCAGUGAACGCCUCCUCGUUGUUUUGCCUGGUGGACUUGUGUAGGAAGAAGAAGUAUGAAGCGUCUUUUAAAUGUUCGACAAUUACUGCUCGGUAUGAACCCAUUGCAACUGUUUGCCUGAAGUACAAUAACUUAUAUUUGCUUUCUUUCUUUUUGAGGAAGUGCAGCGUGGGCCAUGGAUGCGGUGCAUCUUUAUUGUAGUUUAUAAUGUAUUUAUUUGGAAGGUAAAUUAUAGUUUUGCAUAUUUAUUUAGACUACCACACAGAAACAGGACAGCUUCUUAUCGUUGAGCAACUGUGCCAAAAAAUGUUUCAUCUAACAUUCUAUAUUGAUUGUUGAAUAAAUGUAAUUUCACAGGUAUGGAUGUUCAUCAUUUCUCUCAAGCCGCUGAUGUUCAGGUUGUAUUUAAAUAAAGGAAUUCUGCAUAAACUCGAAUCCCGCGUUGUCCGGACCUGAUUGACGCGAGGCGUUUUCUGGACAGUUUGGCCGGUGGCCGCGGCGGCUGCUCAUGUCAAAUUAGUGACAAAAAGC
This is a messenger RNA of Betta splendens (Siamese fighting fish), 3138 nucleotides long. Its product is annotated as neurturin. The coding region runs from base 836 to 1498 and encodes 220 amino acids. The record is from RefSeq and is a predicted model, not a curated record. Gene Ontology annotation, molecular function: growth factor activity; receptor tyrosine kinase binding; glial cell-derived neurotrophic factor receptor binding. NCBI's taxonomy places the organism in Eukaryota, Metazoa, Chordata, Actinopteri, Anabantiformes, Osphronemidae. The transcript has 4 exons.